Molecule: messenger RNA, 1903 nt
Organism: Cyprinus carpio (common carp)
Lineage: Eukaryota; Metazoa; Chordata; Actinopteri; Cypriniformes; Cyprinidae
Product: mothers against decapentaplegic homolog 6-like
Exons: 1
Coding region: 934-1506 (190 amino acids)
Source: RefSeq, a predicted model, not a curated record
UGACAUGAGGGUGAGUAAAUGAUGUCAAAAGUUUCAUUUUUUGUAAUGACUUGGGCAUUUGUUCGACCCUGAAAGUUUGACCACAGCAAGUGAAUGAACAGGGACUAUAGACCUAUAGCCUCUAAGGAGCAAAAUAAUGGCAUUACUCAAUGUGCAAGUUAAUCUGAGCUGAUAGCGUGAAGCCUGAGGGGUCAGGGGGUCACAAGCUUGUGCUAAGUUGUCAAGGAGCUGAAAGCUGUCCCCAGGCCCACAGCGGGAGCUGGCAGGGAGGGGACGCUCCCUCUCCACCCAAGCCAUCACCACCAUCACCCACCCACAGGAAUGUGGAGGAGAAUAGAGACGGGGGAGGGAGUUGUUGCCGGAUAUGAGCUCAUAGCUUUUCCAUAUACCCCUUCCACAAAUAUUUUCUCCCCGGAUCAAGAAAGAGCGGGCAGAAAUGCACACAAUGCAUGCCGCAUUGUGCUUGGAAACAUUUAAGAUUGAGUGUGGCUGAGAUAGACACAUAUUGAGGGAGUUGUAACUCACUAAGGGUUUGGCACUAAAUGAAGUCCACAGACAGACUUCCAAGCCAUGAAGGUGAAUUAAAUGAGGUGAUUCAGAGAGUGUUUGGUUGUUCUGUAUGUGUGCAUUGCAGGUAUGCAUUUUUUUUUUUUUUUUUUUGAGUGUGUAAGCUUCAACUUAAGUAUUUGUUAAUGUCAUAUAAUAUAUUUUGUUUUAUUUUGGGGUAAUUCUUUACAAUUUCCCACCUUCAGGUUUUCUUUUGCAUUCAAUAUACAAGUAAAUAACUAAUGAAUUAAGUUUUGAGGCAGUGCCCUCUUGAGGCAGCGCAUGACUGUGCAGCAUUCAACUCCACAUAAUAUUCCUUCUCCAGACAUCUUUCUGCCCAGCAAAUGUUUUCAGCUUGUUUGCAUUGUAAUAUAAUGGGGAAAUCUAAUGACUGACCCAUCCUCUAUUCUCAUUUCAGAUGCUAGUCUGUCACCUGAUGCCCCCAAACAGAGUCAUUGGUGUAACGUGGCAUACUGGGAGCAUCGGACGCGGGUGGGCCGCCUCUACACGGUGUACCAACCCGCCGUCAGCAUUUUCUAUGACCUACCUCAAGGCACAGGCUUCUGCCUCGGCCAGCUGAGCCUGGACCAGCGCAGCAGCACCGUGCAGCGGACACGUGGCAAGAUCGGCUAUGGCUUGCUCCUCAGCAAAGAGCCAGAUGGAGUCUGGGCCUACAAUCGCAGCCAGCACCCCAUCUUUGUCAACUCACCUACCCUGGAUGUACCGGGGAGCCGUAGUUUGGUGGUGCGCAAGGUGAUGCCCGGCUACUCCAUCAAAGUGUUCGACUAUGAACGCUCGUCCAUGCUCAGGCAGGGGGCCGAGUCCGAGCUGCUAGACGGACCGUAUGACCCAAACAGUGUGCGCAUCAGUUUCGCGAAAGGCUGGGGCCCUUGUUACUCCCGCCAGUUCAUCACUUCCUGCCCAUGCUGGCUCGAGAUCCUCCUCAACAACCACAGAUAACACAUACACACAUGGACUCAAUUGUGUUGAGAGACUUUUGGACUCCACAGACUAUCCCAAAUAUCAUCUACUUAGAUUUAAUAUAAAGUUUUAUAUAUUAUAAGAAAUAUAUAUUAUACUUGUAAAUACUGGAGUCAUUUUUACGAUGUAAUUAUUUAUGUAUGGUGCAAUGUGUACAUGGACAAGAGGAAAAAAACGGGAAAUGCACUUUGGCUUAUAUAUAUAUAUAAAUAUAUAUAUAAGAUAAAGAUUCUUUCAAUACCAAUUUGAAAAAUUAUACAGCAAAAAUAGGAAGAGCCUGGUUUUGGUGUAUAGUUUUCAUAUACUAUUAAUAUCCAGAUGAAAAGCUAACACCAUUCACACAUUGAUAAUAAAGUAUUCGCAUAAUAUUGCUGUG